Messenger RNA from Drepanopeziza brunnea f. sp. 'multigermtubi' MB_m1, 1251 nucleotides. RefSeq lists its product as uncharacterized. Gene Ontology annotation, biological process: peptidyl-serine phosphorylation; endocytosis; signal transduction. Gene Ontology annotation, molecular function: ATP binding; protein serine/threonine kinase activity. The record is from RefSeq and is a predicted model, not a curated record. NCBI's taxonomy places the organism in Eukaryota, Fungi, Ascomycota, Leotiomycetes, Helotiales, Drepanopezizaceae. Gene Ontology annotation, cellular component: cytoplasm; nucleus.
AUGUCUUCGCAGGAUCUCCGCGUCGGAAACAAGUACCGCAUCGGUCGGAAGAUCGGUAGCGGGAGUUUCGGAGACAUCUACCUCGGAACCAACAUCAUCUCCGGGGAAGAGAUUGCCAUCAAGCUCGAGUCCGUCAAGGCGAAGCACCCGCAGCUCGAAUAUGAGGCCCGCGUCUACAAGUCGCUCGCCGGUGGGGUCGGCAUCCCCUUUGUCCGCUGGUUUGGGACCGAGUGCGACUACAACGCCAUGGUUCUCGAUCUCCUCGGACCCAGCCUGGAGGAUCUCUUCAACUUCUGCAACCGCAAGUUCUCGCUCAAGACGGUCCUCCUCCUCGCCGACCAGUUGAUCUCCCGCAUCGAGUACAUCCACGCCAAGUCCUUCAUUCACCGUGACAUCAAGCCCGACAACUUCUUGAUGGGCAUCGGCAAGCGCGGCAACCAGGUCAACGUCAUUGAUUUCGGUCUGGCCAAGAAGUACCGUGACCCCAAGACGCACUUCCACAUCCCCUACCGGGAGAACAAGAACUUGACGGGUACCGCCCGUUACGCGUCCAUCAACACCCACUUGGGUGUCGAGCAGUCCCGCCGUGAUGACAUGGAGUCGCUCGGAUACGUGAUGCUCUACUUCUGCCGUGGUUCCCUCCCGUGGCAGGGCCUGAAGGCUGCUACCAAGAAGCAGAAGUACGACCGCAUCAUGGAGAAGAAGAUGACCACCCCCACCGAGGUUCUCUGCCGCGGCUUCCCCAACGAGUUUGCCAUCUACCUCAACUACACCCGCUCCCUCCGCUUCGACGACAAGCCCGACUACUCGUACCUCCGAAAGAUCUUCCGUGAUCUCUUCGUGCGGGAGGGUUUCCAGUACGACUACGUCUUCGAUUGGACCGUGUACAAGUACCAGAAGAACGCCCAGGCCAUUGCCCAGGCCGCCGGUCAGCAGCCCGCACAGGACGAGGACGAGAAGCCCGGACGCACCCGCAACAACGUCGCCAAUGCCGCCGGCCAAACCGCCCAGCACGCCUCCAGUGCGUCCAAGCCGGGCGCCAUCUCCGGAACCCGCCGCAAGGUUAUGGAGCGCGGUGCCAGCGGGGCGGGUGUAGACACCCCGGACACCAACAGAGCCGUCGGUGGAAGCGAUAGGAUGCUUCGUUCUGCCUCGAAAGGUGCGGCUACUGGUCCUGGAUACGCGUCGGGGGGCUUCGGGGUGAAGCGGGAGGACCGGAGCAGACCGCGGGAAUGGGGUGAAGGCUAUUGA